UAGAGCUUACCCCCUCAUCGAAACACACACACACCCCCCCCUCCCCCCCGCCCUUUUUUCCAAUCUCAAGGCACGCUCCAACCCCGAGCUGCAAUUCUCCAACACUGGUGUAACAUUCUAUGGGGACACCGUUGCUCCCCUUUUUCCUUAUGGUAUAGAGAUAAGAGUGAGGAUAAGGAAAACAAUUAAGAGAAAAGAUAUGAAGCUGAUACUCGGAAUAGCAACAAGGGUAUGGUACAUUGUCAUGGUGGUUAUGCCGUCUUUGGCAAUACGAGAUGGAGUUGUCCGGGAACAACUACAAGUUCCUGAUUACCCUACUGUAACUUUCGACUUCGAAGACGGUGCUUCCGGCUACUCAACAUUUAUGACAAGUCUGCGCGGGAAUUUUACAGGCCCCUUUACGGUUUGCGGUCUACCAGUGACGCGAAACCAAUCAGCCCCAGGGGGCGAGUAUGUGCUUGUGGAACUCAAAAUUAGCGACAGGCAAUGGGUUACCGUAGCCCUUAAAGUCACCGAUCUGUAUUUGGUGGCUUACAGUGUUAACAAACUAUAUAGUGGCAAGUAUCGCGCCAUUUUUUUUAAUGAGCCAGACGUAGCUGUUGCUAAGACUAAGCUUUUUAUAGGCUCAACACAAGUCACACUUGCGUACGAUAGCAACUACCGAAAUAUCCAGAAAUACUCAACAAAAGAGAGAGAGAAACUUGAUUUGGGACUUUCUGUUCUACGUGCAAAGAUCAAUGCUUUUUACGAUGAAAAACCCGUAACAAGUUUUGAUGAGGCCGACUUCUUCCUUAUCGCCAUCCAAAUGGUGGCGGAGGCUGCCCGAUACAAAUAUAUCGAGGAUAAGGUGGUGGCAACCGAGUACACUGCUUUUAAACCUGAUGCCAAAAUGAUGAAAUUAGAGAAUGACUGGUCCAAGAAUUCGGAAACUCUGCACAAAGCAAAGAAGGAAAAGAGAUGUCAAAGUCAAGAAGUGAUGGACAUAAAAAAAGACAUAAAACUACUCUUGCACGAGAAAAACCAGCGCAAUAUAAGUGUAUCUGGUGGUGGGUUAUGCUCUCAGAUUGCGAGCAUUGUUGUCAAAACUGAUGUUAUCGAGGGGUGAAAUUCAACAUUUCUAACUAUUAUAACUUAUAAUACCACAAAAAAAAAAAAAAAACUCUUUAUUUUCUUACUCACUUUCAAUUCCUCUAUUUCUCCCUCUGUUUUUUCUAAAAUCCCUUUAUUAUAAGUUAUAACAGUUAGAAAUAUGUUACUCCUCAAUAGAGGAUGGUGUACUAAAAUCUUAAUUUCGAUGAAGCACUCACUAUAAUAUUGUCCUUGACUACUCAAUAAGGAUAACCGUACGCAAGUAGCUAAUUAUAAUAUUGUCUUUUGUGUGUAUAAUGUGUUUCUUAUCAUCACCAAAAUUUCAGAAACACUUGAGUUGGUUGUACGUACUAUUGUGCUUUAGUUGGUUGUAUCAUCGUACGAACUUAAUUGAAUAAAAAAGAUUUAUCGUGCUUUGAUGAGAUAAA
Molecule: messenger RNA, 1517 nt
Organism: Beta vulgaris subsp. vulgaris (sugar beet)
Lineage: Eukaryota; Viridiplantae; Streptophyta; Magnoliopsida; Caryophyllales; Amaranthaceae
Product: ribosome-inactivating protein lychnin
Exons: 3
Coding region: 200-1105 (301 amino acids)
Biological process (GO): negative regulation of translation
Molecular function (GO): rRNA N-glycosylase activity
Source: RefSeq, a predicted model, not a curated record